Molecule: messenger RNA, 1762 nt
Organism: Schizosaccharomyces octosporus yFS286
Lineage: Eukaryota; Fungi; Ascomycota; Schizosaccharomycetes; Schizosaccharomycetales; Schizosaccharomycetaceae
Product: acetyl-CoA C-acetyltransferase Erg10
Exons: 3
Coding region: 77-1264 (395 amino acids)
Biological process (GO): fatty acid beta-oxidation; ergosterol biosynthetic process
Molecular function (GO): acetyl-CoA C-acetyltransferase activity
Source: RefSeq, a predicted model, not a curated record
CAAAUUAGUAUUGUAUUUCUACUCAAAGCCAACUACAAAAAGCCGUAGGUUUUAGUUAGUAUUUAAAAAUAUCAUAAUGGUGAACACCGACGUAUACAUUGUUUCUGCAGUUCGUACCCCUAUGGGUAGCUUUGGCGGUAGCCUUGCUUCUCUUCCAGCUACUAAAUUGGGCUCAGUUGCCAUCAAAGGUGCUCUUGAAAAAGCAAAGAUUCAAGCUUCUGAUGUUCAAGAGGUCUUCAUGGGCAAUGUUUUGUCAGCUAACCUUGGACAAAAUCCCGCUCGUCAAUGCGCUUUGGGUGCCGGACUAAAAGUUGACACCGUUUGUACCACUGUUAACAAGGUUUGUGCUUCAGGAAUGAAGGCCGCCAUCCUUGGUACUCAAACCAUUAUGACUGGUAACGCAGACAUCGUUGUUGUCGGAGGUACCGAAAGCAUGUCCAAUGCUCCUUACUAUGCUACUAAGAGCCGUUUCGGUUCUAAGUUCGGUAAUGUCGAACUUGUCGAUGGUCUUUUGCGUGAUGGUUUGUCGGAUGCUUACGAUGGUCUUCCUAUGGGUAACGCUGCUGAACUCUGUGCCGAAGAACACAAGAUUGACCGCGCUGCUCAAGAUGAAUUUGCCAUUUCUUCUUACAAACGUGCUCAAGCUGCUCAAUCGUCUUCUGCUUUUGAAAAUGAAAUUAUCCCUGUCGAGGUCUUUGGCGGACGUGGUAAACCCAACAAGGUCAUUUCUGAAGAUGAUGAACCCAAGAACUUGAACGAAGACAAGCUGAGAUCUACUCGUCCCGUCUUCAAGGGUGAUGGUACAGUUACUGCCGCCAAUGCUUCCUCGUUGAAUGAUGGUGCUAGUGCUAUGGUUUUGGUCUCUGGUACCAAGCUUAAAGAAUUAGGAUUACAACCUCUCGCGAAGGUUCUUGGUUGGGGUGAGGCUGCUCAAACUCCUGAACGCUUCACUACGUCUCCUAGUCUUGCCAUUCCUAAAGCUUUGAAGCAUGCUAAUGUUGAAUCUUCUCAAGUCGACUAUUACGAGAUUAACGAAGCUUUCAGUGUUGUCGGUGUUGCCAAUACAAAGAUUUUGGGUUUGAACCCUGAAAAUGUCAACAUCUUCGGUGGUGGUGUUUCUAUGGGUCAUCCUUUGGGAAGUAGUGGUUCUCGAAUUAUCGUCACUUUGUCGAACGUAUUGGCACAAAAGAACGCCAAGAUUGGUGUUGCUGCAGUUUGCAACGGUGGUGGUGGUGCUUCUUCAUUUGUUAUUGAGCGCCUUUAAGCAUACUCCUAUGGCUGUUCUCUUAUACCCGUCAUUCAUUGCCAAUUAGAAGGAUCUUUUAUGUCCUUGAUAUCCUAAAGGAGGAUCAUUCAUCUAUCCUGUAUUAAAUAACUCAUUAAUUUCUUUCGACUUGUUUUACUUGUUGAAUUUUUCGUUUAACAAUUUCUCGUUGAAUCUUAAAUAACUCUAUCAUUAUGAGAUGCGAUACAGAAGUCUUUCAUUUAGAAAAAUAGAAGCAUUCUCAUCAAUUAAUAAUGCAUUAAAACACAUUUGAUUAAUAUCAUGAACAUCCUUACUACUUUUGCAAUACUAUAACUUCCAUUGUCGAAAAUUUUUGUUAACUUGCUUAGUUCUAUGGAGUGCUUUUCGAAUGAAAUUUUGCUAAAAUGAAUUUUUAAACUCACUGCAAGUUUUCUUCAAGGUAUGUAAGACUCACUCUUCUCUUUUUUUAAAUCGUCUUAUAUUAUACUCAUCAAUCUAUAGUAUAAGAAACUUCGU